Messenger RNA from Periophthalmus magnuspinnatus, 3067 nucleotides. It is a transcript of the gene mtf2, whose product is annotated as metal response element binding transcription factor 2. The record is from RefSeq and is a predicted model, not a curated record. The coding region runs from base 246 to 2057 and encodes 603 amino acids. Lineage: Eukaryota; Metazoa; Chordata; Actinopteri; Gobiiformes; Gobiidae. Gene Ontology annotation, molecular function: DNA binding; chromatin binding. Gene Ontology annotation, cellular component: nucleus. Gene Ontology annotation, biological process: regulation of DNA-templated transcription; chromatin organization. The transcript has 15 exons.
GCGGCGGCGCACUGGUUUAAGCGCUUCCCACAAUGCACUCGCCGAGCACCAGCGGGAAACCAAAAUGGCGAAUGCCCAGGGUCAAUAUGAACCGUUUGUUAUUUUCUGAUCCAACCAUGAGCCCCUCACGAUUCUCCGGCGCACUUUUGAGAUAGCUGCGUGUGGGAUAGCGCCGGGAUAACUGCAUUCACGGUCCGGAGAGUAGUUUAGUUCCGUGUGUGUGUGUAAAGAAGCGGAUUAGCCCGAUGAGAGACUCCGGUGUAGUGGACCACCUCGCUCUCCAUCAGCACUCGCCCGUGUCCCAUCGGCAGCAGAGGCCUCGGUCCCUAUCCCCUCAUGAGUACGGAGACCGGUUCUCCGAGGGACAGGACGUGCUCGCCCGUUGGACUGAUGGACUCUUUUACCUGGGAACCGUCACAAAAAUUGAUCAUGGAAAGCAGCGAUGCUUUGUGGUGUUUGAGGAUCAGUCCAAGUCCUGGGUGCUCUGGAAAGACAUCCAGACAGGUAUGGGUGAUGAAGAUGAUGAGGAUGAGGAGGACGAGGACAUUGUGUGCUCUAUUUGUCAGGAUGAAACCUCCGAAGAGCCCAAUGAAAUAGUCAUUUGUGACCAGUGUGGGCAAGGUUACCAUCAGCUGUGUCACACUCCCAUCAUUGAUGCUGCUGUCAUUGACUCUGACGCCAAAUGGCUCUGCUCCGAGUGCUUAUCCAAGAGGGCGGGCUCCCAUCGUAGAAUAGCCACACGCUAUCACGACCCCGAGCCAGUGGAUAUGGAUAACUCCGGCCUGCGUCUGUCUUUUCCAUAUGACCCCAAUGAGCUGGUGUGGAACCCAGGCCACAAAACCAACAUGCAGCAGUGUUACUGUUACUGCGGCGGACAGGGAGACUGGUACCUGAAGAUGAUGCAGUGCAGCAGGUGUCUGCAGUGGUUCCAUGAGGACUGUCUCCACAGUUUACAAAUGCCCAUGCUCUACGGAGACCGGUUUUAUCUGUUUGUGUGCUCUGUUUGUAACCGCGGACCAGAAUACCUCACUCGGCUGCCUCUGACAUGGGAGGAUGUGACUCACCUCAGUCUGUAUAAUCUAAGUGUCAUCCACAAAAAGAAGUAUUUUGACUCAGAGUUGGACUUGAUGGUCUACAUUAACGACAACUGGGAUCUGCUGCAGUUAGGAGAGCUGGCUGAUACUCCCAGAUCUGAGCGAUUUGAAUAUGUUUUGGAGGCACUCACAAACAAUCCCAGCAUGUUCAUGUCCGGUAAAGAGGUGAAGAAAAAGAAGCACUGGUAUGGUUUGAGGAUCCGCUUUCCCCCGGCUCCUCCCAACACCGACGAGCCCGCAGGCCGCAUGGAAAGGGCCUCGCAUGAGAUCACCAUCAAAGGUUGCAAGUCCGCCAAGACCCUAAACAACUCCAGAGACGUCCACUCUUUAACCAACGGCACAGAGAAGAAGAAAAAGAAAAAGAAGAAAAAAAGGAAGCAGGAGAGUCGCUGUGUGGAGCCGCGGCCCCAGCGCUCCAGCACGCACAUGUCCCAGGAAAUGCGAAAGCCUUUAGAGUCUCACUCAAGGGAUCGAUUCCCUGCUAUCAAGAGUGACCGCCCUCUAUGUCGAACGUCAGAUGUGGAAUCUAUCGGAGCCUUGAGCACCUCAGAAACUACCUCAACUAGCAUUUCAAGACCAUCUAGCCUUUGUAGUUCCAACAAGACUCGGCCAGCACCCGUCAGCAUCACACCCCUUAGCUCUCCACCAUUAAAAAGGAAGCGCGGGCGUCCCCGAAGAGCUGCCCCACCACCAAACCCCGAGAUCCCUCCCCCCAGUGAACCGGACCCUCACCCCAGCGCCACAGAGCUGCUCAGCCCGCUGCAUGGCCUCCACUCCACGGACAUAAUCCACGGCAUGGACCCAAACAGCCAGAUGUCCCACCUCCGGAGCUCCAUCAGCAGCUACUUUGGCCCAGCGGGACGCCUGGCUUGUGGCGAGAGGUACAAAGUGUUGGCCCGGAGAGUCACACUGGAUGGGAGGGUGCAGUAUUUAGUGGAGUGGGAAGGAGUUACCGCUUCAUAAGACUUUUCACCACCAAUGCCACUCAUCUGUGUGUCUGUGUUAAGAAAUCAAACUGAAAUUGAAUGCACCGCGCUAUUGCCUUGGACCGUUAGAAGAAAUCAUUGCUUUUGCCAACACUUGCCUUUUUCAGACAGCUUAACUGAAUCUAUGGACGUGCGAACAUUCUUUAGCAUCUGUCCCUCCUCUGUUUGUGAUGCUAGGUGUUGUCUUUGCAAUUAUUUUCUGUUGUGAAGUUUAAAAAAAAAAAAGUUCUGCUGCUGCAAAUGUUUAUUAUUUUAUAUAGAGUGAUGCUACAUUUAUUAUUAUUAUAGCCGUUUUUUUAUUUAGUGAGUGCUUGCACUUAAUAUUUAGCUUUGGAACAAGGCAGCAUUUUUGUAUCUCAGUUCCCAGUUCUUGCUUCAAAAGCCAACACAAGUCAAGUUCUAAGCAGUGACUUUGUUAUGUCAUUUUUUAUUCUAUAGUCAUGGAAAUUGAACAAGGUAAAUUCUCGGAAAUUUGAUCCAUGUUUUGUUUUUAUCUACAGUUAUUGCAAAAAAAAAAAAAAAAAAAUCUAAGAAAAAACAAACAACGGGUUCAGUGUCAUCUUUUCCAGUGUUUUAUAAACCAGUUUCAGACUUACUCAGUUGUAGUUAUAAUUAUGUCAAAGUAUUUAAUAAGUCAAGCAGAUCAAAGUGUAAACGCUUGAUCAAAAGUAUUCUGUCAUGUCAGUUUCUUCAGCCAUUUUUGUUUACUUGCAAAUAUUAAUUCAAUCUCCAUGGAGGUUAUUGAGCAAAGUGUAAAAGUGUUCAUAAUGUUUCUUCACUUUGAUGUUGUUCAUAUGUUCAGCCAGUGUCAUGAGUUUUCUGUGUACUGUGACUGACUCAACAGGCUAACCAGGCCAAAGAAUCAUUCAUGCAAACUUUUGUUACAUUACAUACAUACUUUUAUUUACAAUUGUACAUCGCUGUAGAGAUGACAUGUUAUUUUUGAACCGAUUUUCUACAGAAUAAAUAUUUUCAAAUGACAAAAAA